Messenger RNA from Colossoma macropomum (tambaqui), 844 nucleotides. It is a transcript of the gene pdca, whose product is annotated as phosducin a. The record is from RefSeq and is a predicted model, not a curated record. The transcript is spliced from 3 exons. Bases 8 to 721 code for a protein of 237 amino acids. Lineage: Eukaryota; Metazoa; Chordata; Actinopteri; Characiformes; Serrasalmidae. Gene Ontology annotation, biological process: regulation of G protein-coupled receptor signaling pathway.
CAUAAGGAUGUCAGGCUCUGCUGAUGAAGAGGAACUGCCAGCAACACAUACAGGUCCUAAAGGAGUGAUCCACGACUGGAGGAAGUUUAAGCUGGAAAGUGAGGACCAUGAGAGCAUGCCCCAGAAAAGGAGAGAGCUGCUCAGACAGAUGUCCAACCCAAGGUCCAACAAUGAGGAUGACCCUGAGAGAGUCAAUCGCAAGAUGAGCGUCCAGGAGUAUGAGAUGAUCAAAGAGGAGGACGAGCAAAGUCUGAAGAAAUACCGCAAGCAGUGCAUGCAGGAGAUGCACGAGCGCUUGAGCUUCGGGCCCAAGUUCGACAGCGUUUUCGAGCUGGAGAGUGGAGAGGCCUUUCUGGAGGCCAUCGAGAUGGAGCACCGCCUGACAUUGGUCAUUGUCCACAUCUAUGACGACGACAUCAACGGCUGCGAGGCUCUCAACAACUGCCUGACCUGCCUGGCUGCUGAAUACUGCAGCGUGAAGUUCUGUCGGAUCCGGGCGUCCGUCACGGGGGCCAAGGAGCGCUUCUCUGAAGACGUUUUGCCCACUCUGCUGGUGUACAAGGGUGGGGAGAUGCUGGGCAACUUCGUCUGCAUCACCAAGCACUUCAACGAGGAGUUCUUCGCCACAGACGUGGAGAACUUCCUCAACGAUUACGGGCUGCUCCCGGAGAAGGAGUUCGCGGCCUGCCCUGAUGAUGAAGAAGAGCAUGGGGUGGAAUGAUCUGGAGAAAGAUCAUGCUGGUGGAGGAGAAGCCAUGGCAAACCUUUGGACAGAUGGGUUAUGAUCUCAACAUGCAUAGAGGCUCAUUAACUCACAAGCUUUACUGAGACACACAUACAGUUG